Molecule: messenger RNA, 489 nt
Organism: Iphiclides podalirius (scarce swallowtail)
Lineage: Eukaryota; Metazoa; Arthropoda; Insecta; Lepidoptera; Papilionidae
Source: the annotation of a GenBank genome assembly
AUGCUGGAGUUUGGCGACAACCCUAAGGCGGGUAUCUACAUCGCCAACUCUAGAGUGGGUGCCCUGCAUAUUGCACGCCUCUGCACUAAACACUGUGUGGCAGCGUCGCUGCAUGUAGCGGAGGGUGCGGAGAUUUUACUUGUCUCGGCGUACUUUCAGUACGCUGAGCCCAUUGAGCCACACAUUCUGGAGGUCGACAGGGUGCUGGACCAUCUACAAGGAAAGAGUGCCGUUAUUGGUGUGGAUGCGAACGCACACUCGCCUAUAUGGUUCAGUCACCAGCGUCAUUACACUGGGAGGGGCCAAGACGCUGUGAACAUAAGAACCCAGACUGAAGACUUCAUAAAUGGCAGGGGUCUCAUCAUUGGGAAUCGCGAGGGGCAGCCAUAUACGUUCAGUGGCCCCAACGGCGAUUCCAAUAUAGACCUGACUCUGACGACCAGAGGAGCCGUUGUUUCGGACUGGAAAGUCCACAGUGACAUCUCCCAG